Molecule: messenger RNA, 768 nt
Organism: Neomonachus schauinslandi (Hawaiian monk seal)
Lineage: Eukaryota; Metazoa; Chordata; Mammalia; Carnivora; Phocidae
Product: class I histocompatibility antigen, Gogo-C*0202 alpha chain-like
Exons: 5
Coding region: 1-768 (255 amino acids)
Biological process (GO): antigen processing and presentation of endogenous peptide antigen via MHC class I via ER pathway, TAP-independent; antigen processing and presentation of endogenous peptide antigen via MHC class Ib; immune response
Cellular component (GO): external side of plasma membrane
Molecular function (GO): peptide antigen binding; signaling receptor binding
Source: RefSeq, a predicted model, not a curated record
AUGGGGCCCCGAACCCUCGUCCUGCUGCUGUCGGGGGCCCUGGCCGAGACCGAGACCUGGGCGGGCUCCCACUCCCUGAAGUAUUUCCACACCGCCGUGUCCCGGCCUGGCCGCAGGGAGCCCCGCUUCGUGGUCGUCGGCUACGUGGACGGCACGCCGUUCGUGCGGUUCGACAGCGACGCGGCGAGUCGGAGGAUGGAGCCGCGGGCGCCGUGGGUGGAGCGGGAGGGGCCGGAGUAUUGGGACCGGGAGACGCGAAACGCCAAGGGCCACGCCCAGCUUUCGCGACGGAACCUAUGGAUCGCUGUCGGCUACUGCAGUCAGAGCGAGGCGGGGUCUCACACCCUCCAGGGGAUGUUUGGCUGCGACUUGGGGCCGGCCGGUGUGGCCGAGCACGACAGCAACUACGCUCAGAGCGAGUGCGUGAAGUCGCUCCGCAGGCACCUGGAGAAGGGGAACCAGACGCUGCAGUGCGCAGAACCGCCCAAAACACAUGUGAGCCAUCACCCCAUCUCUGACCAUGAUGUCACCCUGAAGUGCUGGGCCCUGGGCUUCUACCCUGCAGAGAUCACCCUGACCUGGCAGCAGGACAGGGAGGACCUGACCCAGGACACAGAGCUUGUGGAGACCAGGCCUGCAGGGGAUGGGACCUUCCAGAAGUGGACGGCUGUGGUGGUGCCUUCUGGACAGGAGCAGAGAUACACGUGCCAUGUGCAGCAUGAGGGGCUGCCCGAGCCCAUCACGUUAACAUGGGAGCCACCUACUUAG